AUGCAAAGUUCCAAGAGCAACAAGUCCUUUGAUCAAACUUUAAAUUCAAACUCGGGGGCCAGUGCCAGUUCGACGCCCCUGGACGCCAGUACCUUCAUCAAUGCCUUUUCCAAGUUAGGUCUUGGAAAUAGCGAUGGUCAAAAGUCUGGUGAUCAAGGCUCGAACUCUCUUAGUCAUGCUGCAGUUUUCAGUGCCGUUCAAAAGUACUUUUCUCAAAACGGCGAUGCAUUGGCAAAUGGCCAAGGUCAUUCUGAUGAGCACCAAACCAAUUUCCUCUCCAUGGUAGAACAAGAGGCCCAAGGCUUGAUGAGCACCAAUUCUUCCGGACAAGGCCGUGGUAUCGGUGGCUCUGAAGGAGAUGUGAAGUCGUCUGUUCAAUUGGCAAAAAUUCUUUUCCAGAACCGUAAUUUGCUUUCGAAGUUGGCUGAGGCGGGUGGCUCUUCUCAAGCUAGUGGAAACAGCGCCAUACUAUCCAGUGUUGUUGGCUCUUUUCUUGGAGGUUCUACUUCCAACAACUCGAAUGCCGCCAACAACAUGAAUCCCCAAGCCCAGACUCAUGGCUUGCAAGAGAUGGCUGCGAGCUUUCUGGGUCCUGGAAACCAAACCUCUAAUCAGAAUUCUGGGAAUUCGCAAGGUGCUGGUUUAGCUGGUUUGGGAAGCUUAGCUGGUAACUUUUUGAAUUCCGGCAACAACUCUGGCAACCAGCAACAACAACAACAAGGUCAUGGCAAUGCUGACUCUGGAUUAGCUGGUAGCUUGUUGCAUGCUGUUACUGGAAACAAAAACCAAGAUGACGGAAAUCAAGGUCCAUCCAAGCAUUCACAAGGCGGAGAUGGUUUGAUGGGAAAGGCCAUUAACAUGUUUUUGCAAUAA
Molecule: messenger RNA, 873 nt
Organism: Schizosaccharomyces osmophilus
Lineage: Eukaryota; Fungi; Ascomycota; Schizosaccharomycetes; Schizosaccharomycetales; Schizosaccharomycetaceae
Exons: 1
Coding region: 1-873 (290 amino acids)
Source: RefSeq, a predicted model, not a curated record